Molecule: messenger RNA, 1326 nt
Organism: Symbiodinium necroappetens
Lineage: Eukaryota; Dinophyceae; Suessiales; Symbiodiniaceae
Source: the annotation of a GenBank genome assembly
GCUUGCGACAAGCUCGACUGCGCACCUGUCGCUCACGAGGGCUACCGAGCCUAUUUGACCCGCAUGCUCGAGCAUCUAGAGAAGAAGCUGGAUACAAACGCGAACUGGACCUUCCACGAGAGCAACGACAAGAAGUGCAGGCAGGUCCCAGAGAUUGUGCAUCGCUGCUAUGAGACCUGUGAUGGCAUCAUCAGCAUCGUGAAGCCGAAGAAUGAGACCAUGCCGGGGGCUUGCUGCGCACCCCGGUCCUCCGCCGAGACUGAGACCUGCAACAUUCUCAAGUCGAGGAGGGAAGCCUGGGAAGACUAUGACACCUGCUACGAUGCAGCUGCCACCAACUGGGACACUGUGAAGACCGAGCACGAGUCUGAGGGUGUUUCCCGCAUGGCGCAGAUGCGCUCCGUUCUUCGCAUGACCUGCCUCAUUGGCUCGUUUGGGCCCAACCAGAGCACCAAGCUCAAAACAUGCAUGGAGACGAGCUACGUCAACGAUCCUGCUGUCCUGCAGAUGAAGAUCGAUGCAGGUGACAUUGCCACCUACCACGAGAAGCUCGAAAUCUUCAAAUGCAAUGCGAGCGAAGUACCAGGAACCGACGAGUUCGAUGCUAUCCACUACGCGAACCUGCCGAAGGGCCUCAGCGCCUGCCCGGUCGUGUCUUGCGAGGAUGCUUGCGGGCUCUCCGACACUUCCAAACAGUUCAAGGAGGUCGAGGUCUGCGUGGCUUUGGAGCCCUGGCAGAGCACUCCCAUCGACACCGCUAUGGGCUGGAGCAAGAUGGGCGACGCGUAUGCACUGGGCGCGCAAGUGACUUGCGAAAGCUCCUUCUUCUGGAAUGUCGGUUCUGGAAGCUGCCAGUAUGCCAAGUGCCCAGAGAACUCCCUUCGCAACGUGGAGGACGGCGCUCCGAACAUCACCGUCCCCAACAAGGGCCCGGGGGAAUGCCCAUGCAAGACGAAGAUGCAGCGCCGCAUCGAGGAGGCGAAGGUGCAGAGCAAAACCGCGUUGACGGCCACAUGUUUCUCUGGGUUGAGUCAGCAAGGUGCCGUGUACUGGGACUUUGGAUCCUCCCAGCCGGUCGGGAAGGUGGCUGCCCAGGUGAACCCUGGCACCUCUGAAAUUGAGGUCUUCAUCACCGACAAGGGCCCCGGAGGCAGCCUCCAGACCUCAGAGUCCUGCGGAAAGAUCUCGAGCCAGAGCUCGGCGGACUGCGUCUCACACUCUGGUGGUCGCUUCUUGGUCUUGAAGGGCCUAGCCGAUUGCUUCGGUGGCACAAGUUGCAAGCCCACCUGGUGCAACAUGACUGUGGAAGGCACUGCCAUGAAGCAG